AUGCGAGUCACACCUUGGAAAUCUAUAAAUGAGCUGCAAGAACUUAAGGUUUGGUUUUACCCUAAUAAAUUUGACUCUAGUUCAGAUUUACGUUCCCGCGGCAUAGCGAGAGUUAAGGCAUAUUGGACAAGAGGACCUUACGUCCCACAUGCAGUGGAUGCAACUUCGCAGCUAGUGGCCUGCCAGAUCUUUGACGAUAAUAGCGCUCCAGUAGAUGCGGUAAAACUGAGUUAUACAUUGGCGUUAAUCAGGUUCGUCAAUGGGAUGCUCGAUCCCACACAACAGUCGCAAUUUGCCAUUCCACUGCAUACUUUGGCUGAAUUGAACGGCUUACCAAGCUGGUUCGUCGAACUCAGACAUGCAGGUACGCAUGAACGUGAUAUGAUAAGCUUAGAAAUGCUGAGAAUGGGAUGCAAAGAAGCUUUGGACUGGCUAUGGGAGCACUAUUGGGACAGUAACGAGGUAAAUGAUGAUACAGAUUCUCAGAAGGCUAAUACAGAAGAAGACCCUAGUGACCCUGCAAAUAUUUCUAAAGAAGACAAUGCAUAUCUCAAGAAGUUAACUCUGUUAAUCUCGUCAUACAAGAGUAUGAAGAGGAAUUUCAAAGAAUACGACUACUUAUGGCAAAAUGGCGCUAUUAUUCCGAGUUCUUCCUUUGGGGGUGGGACAGACUCUACAAAAGCGUUUGUGACAAACUGGCUGGCCGAAUAUAAGGAGACCUGGAAAGCCUUCAGACAUACCCCUGAAACGUUUAUUGAGAAAGUUAUUGCGAAUUAUGAUGAUACACUUCUAAAGCUGACGCUUAACAAACUGGAAUGGGCGGACUUAGAAUUCUGCAGAUGGCUUCUGGCAUCUUACAAUAAAUCGAUUAAGGAAUAUAGAACCCCUCCUUUACUGAAGACAAAUUUUGUAACGGCAAAGAAAUUGCUAAAAUUAGUGAAGCGUGUUGCGUCAGGAAUAAAUAUCAAACAAGCAUUACACUACUGGGACCGUUGGUUGCCCGUUUUCGAACAAGACCAGACUUACUUGCAUUCAUUCAUUUUACAAGUUAUAGAGCCUAAUAUUAAGAAAGCAUUACGCGAUAAGAAACUGAGGACAAAACUAAACGUGGAAGAUUUAGAAAGCCAAUUAUCCACCCUACAAAAGGAGAUCAGUGAAAGGGGCAUUUGCAGCAGCGAGCUAGAGCUUUUUGAAGCGGACCUUACUCGCACUGUUUCUGCUGUAGAGCCUAAAAUCGAUCAGCUGAGAGAGAAGCGCACCAUUUCCGAAGACGUAAGCAGUGUCCUAGAGGACCUACAAACCCUCAAAAAAAGGAAACCGGUAUCAACUACUGAUGCUGUCAUAGAAGACUGGUCUCCUCACCCAAAUUGGGUUCCAAGACCGUUCGGCUGUCUAUAG
Messenger RNA from Eremothecium sinecaudum, 1398 nucleotides. RefSeq names its product rRNA-processing protein LAS1 (gene LAS1). Gene Ontology annotation, biological process: maturation of 5.8S rRNA; maturation of LSU-rRNA. The transcript has a single exon. NCBI's taxonomy places the organism in Eukaryota, Fungi, Ascomycota, Saccharomycetes, Saccharomycetales, Saccharomycetaceae. Gene Ontology annotation, cellular component: Las1 complex; preribosome, large subunit precursor. The coding region runs from base 1 to 1398 and encodes 465 amino acids. Gene Ontology annotation, molecular function: endonuclease activity. The record is from RefSeq and is a predicted model, not a curated record.